AUUUGACGUUUUGCCGGCAGGUAGGGAAAAGAAGAGAGAGAAAUAAACCGCAUUCCCGUACGCAGCAGCAUAUCCCCAGCCGUGCAUCGUUUCCGUGCAUUCGAAAUUUAGUUAAUUUCUCACCAUUAUGGCCAUUAAUCCACAGUACGAGGAAAUUGGCAAAGGGUUCGUCACCCAGUACUACGCACUGUUCGACGAUUCGACCCAAAGGCCCAGCCUGGUGAACCUGUACAAUGCGGAACUAUCGUUCAUGACGUUCGAGGGGCAACAGAUACAGGGCGCCGCCAAGAUACUGGAGAAGCUGCAGAGCUUAACGUUUCAAAACAUCAAGCGGGUGCUUACGGCGGUCGACUCGCAGCCCAUGUUCGACGGGGGCGUACUGAUCAACGUGCUCGGCCGGUUGCAGUGUGACGAGGAUCCACCGCACGCCUACUCGCAGACGUUCGUGCUGAAGCCGCUCGGAGGAACGUUUUUCUGCGCGCACGACAUUUUCCGGCUCAACAUUCACAACUCGGCCUGAAAAGGAUACGGAGCGGAAAGGAAGAACCGAAGAACGAAGGAACUGCGUGUCCCGUCUAGCGGCAGAUCUGUUCUGUGUGUAUGAGUGCGUGCGUGCGUGGUGCGGUUCAAGCAACACCAAAUGUUGAUGUACACUUUUCUGAAUAAACAUAUGGAUUACUUUUAAAAGAAG
Molecule: messenger RNA, 691 nt
Organism: Anopheles stephensi (Asian malaria mosquito)
Lineage: Eukaryota; Metazoa; Arthropoda; Insecta; Diptera; Culicidae
Product: probable nuclear transport factor 2
Exons: 1
Coding region: 128-520 (130 amino acids)
Biological process (GO): protein import into nucleus
Cellular component (GO): nuclear pore central transport channel
Source: RefSeq, a predicted model, not a curated record